GGAUGAAAGACCUAAUUUUAUCUGGAAAGUCUGGAAAAGAUUGUUAUUUUUUGUGCCUUAAAAAAAAUCCAGUUUUAUUAAUUUGGUUCACAAUGUAGGAUGUCAGUUAUCAGUGAAGUUUGUCUACCUGAAGUAACUGUUAAACCUGUACAAUAGUUAGGAAGAUGGUGGAUUACUCAGUUCAUGGACAGGUUGCUGUCUUAGAAGUGAACAACCCACCAGUCAAUGCUUUCAGCCAUAAUGUUAGAGUGGGAUUAGACAGGUCUAUCGACAAAGCUAUUAGAGACACAAAUGUAAAGGCUAUUGUAAUAUGUGGAAAAGGAAGAACCUUCCCUGCAGGAGCAGAUAUUAGGGAAUUUGAUCAACCUCAUAAAGAACCCUGGUUAACAGGUGUUUUUGAGAAGUUAGAGAAAACAUCCAAGCCUGUUGUUGCAGCUAUACAUGGGACAUGUUUGGGUGGAGGUUUAGAGUGUGCUUUAUUCUGUCAUUAUCGCAUUGCACAGAAAACUGCAAGGGUAGGCUUCCCUGAGGUUCAGAUAGGUAUACUACCAGGUGCUGCAGGAACUCAGAGACUACCAAGGUUAACGGGUCUACGUGUUGCCAUGGAUAUGAUUACAUCUGGUCGACAUAUACUUGCCCCAGAAGCUCUUAAGUAUGGUAUUAUUGAUGAGGUGUUUACUGGAGAUGUUAUAAAUGCUGGAAUAAAGUUUGCCAAGUCUGUGAUGAACAAACCUAUAGAGGACAGAUGCCUUAAGAACAAAACAGUGAAGGACGCUGACCAGGCAGAUCAAAUUGCUGAUGAAUAUAUGUCAUUGGUGAAGAGGAAAUACAAAGGAUUUGAGGCUCCUAUAGAUUGUGUCAAAGCAGUGAAAGCAUCAGCUACGUUACCGUACAGAGAGGGACUGAAAACAGAAGCAAUGUACAUGCAAAAACUUCUUUUAUCUGGACAAUCGGCUGCACAGAGAUAUGCUUUCUUCUCUGAAAGAGCUGUUUCAAGGUGGAAUAUACCUGGAGGAAAUUUUCAGACAGCCAAACCACUUCCUAUCAAGUCUACAGCAGUAAUAGGUGCAGGUACCAUGGGGACUGGUAUAGCUGUCUGUUUAUUGAAUGCAGGGUACCAGGUUUACUUACUGGAACAAAAUCAAAAGUUUUUAGAAAAUGGUGUGAAGACAAUUCGGGGAAUAAUUGAAGGAAGUGUUAGAUUAGGGAAAACCCCAAUGGCUGUAGCUCAGAAGGCAGCAACCUUACUAAAGCCUACAAUGAAAUAUGAAGAUUUAGCAGAUGUUGAUUUGGUUAUUGAAGCUGUAUAUGAAAAUUUGAGUUUGAAAAGAGAAAUAUUUAGUAAGUUAGACAAGCUGUGCAAGCCUACAACACUGUUAUGUAGCAAUACAUCUAGUCUAGACAUAAAUAGGAUUGGAACUGCUACAAAACGAGGAGACAAAGUAGCAGGAAUGCAUUUUUUUGCCCCUGCUUAUUACAUGAGAUUAUUAGAGAAUAUAUACAGUACUGAGACUUCACCAACUACUGUAGCUACUAUCAUGGAUGUUGGAAGGAAGAUUGGAAAAGUUUCUGUCCUGGUAAAAUCUUGCCAAGGAUUCCUAGCCAAUAGGAUGAGAGGUCCCUUUGGUGUUGAGGCUUAUUUUCUGCUUGAGGAAGGUUCUACACCACAGGAAGUUGAUAGUGUUAUGGAAAAUUUAGGAAUGCCAAUGGGACCAUUUAAAACUGGGGAUCUCUCAGGACUUGAUAUUGGUUAUAAGAUACAGACAGAGUUGGCCAAAUCAAAGGGUGUAGAAUUAACUGUCGAUUCUAAGUUUCUGAUGGGAGAGAGAAUUUCAACAUUGACAAGGACAAUGUAUGAUAAAGGAAGACUUGGAAGAAAAACAGGAAAAGGCUGGUAUAGGUAUGAGAAGCCAGGAGGAAAGAUAGCUACCCCUGACGAGGAAGUACUGGAACUUAUAAAAGAUCAUUGUAAGAAGGCUGGAAUACAAAGGAGAAAUAUAUCCACUCAGGAAAUUUUAGAAAGAUUACUGUAUUCCUGUAUCAAUGAAGGAUUUAAGAUAUUAGAAGAAGGUGUAGCUGCCACUCCUGAGGACAUUGAUAUUUCCUGGAUUUAUGGAUUUUCCUGGCCAAAGUAUUUAGGUGGACCAAUGUAUUAUGCCAACAGAAUAGGAUUAGACAAAAUUUACCAAAGAAUUUGUUAUUAUCAUGAAACUUUUCCUUACAGUAGUCAUUGGAUACCAAGUAGAUUGUUACUGAAACUGAGUGAGAACAAGGUACCUAUGAGUCAAUGGUGUUCAGGAACAGACAGCAAAUUGUAAAAUAAUCAUUGGGAAACACUCAGCAAUAGACAGCAAUCUGACGUUAAACUUUUUUUUUU
Messenger RNA from Mytilus trossulus (common blue mussel), 2377 nucleotides. Its product is annotated as peroxisomal bifunctional enzyme-like. Gene Ontology annotation, cellular component: peroxisome. The record is from RefSeq and is a predicted model, not a curated record. Lineage: Eukaryota; Metazoa; Mollusca; Bivalvia; Mytilida; Mytilidae. The transcript has 18 exons. The coding region runs from base 165 to 2318 and encodes 717 amino acids. Gene Ontology annotation, biological process: fatty acid beta-oxidation. Gene Ontology annotation, molecular function: NAD+ binding; (3S)-3-hydroxyacyl-CoA dehydrogenase (NAD+) activity.